Molecule: messenger RNA, 1188 nt
Organism: Aspergillus piperis CBS 112811
Lineage: Eukaryota; Fungi; Ascomycota; Eurotiomycetes; Eurotiales; Aspergillaceae
Exons: 4
Coding region: 1-1188 (395 amino acids)
Source: RefSeq, a predicted model, not a curated record
AUGAAUUACACCACUAAUAAGCUAUGUACUCUAGCACUGGCGCACUGGGUUCCUCGUCAGAAUCAGACUGAUACGCCUGAAGCGAUGACGAUGUCAUUGUAUAUUCAUGACAUAAACGACGCGACCCAUCCCGGACGUUUGUCCAAGAACUGGAGUCGUUUGCUCCGUGCUGGAGCAAAACGGUUCUAUUUCUAUGCAAACGAAGAAGAAAUCGAAGUCAAAGCAGAUGGUAGUUCAAUUUGUUUACUAAGAAGGACUUGCGCCGCUAGAACUUACAAUGUCCGUUCGACUAAUCACUGGACGAGAAGACUGGAUCACACCCAGUGGGCAAAUGCUUUCUGGAACAGCGUUGUCUGCGAUGUAUGGACUCGUCCUGUUCUUAAGGCCAUCCAAGGAGCGGCCAAUAUGCAACGGAAGAUCAAUAACCUUUCUACACACUUGGCGGCUUUCACAGAUGAACUCAACCCGUUCUUGAUUGCCGAGGCCACCGUAAAGGAAGCAAUGGCCCUCCAUCCAAAUGACAAAGCGGGCAAAAAGACACAGAGCAUCGUUGGCAAUACUCACCUGUCUAUAGUGGACGCUGCGUCAAUGCUUUGCCAGUCGCCCAUCUAUCUGGAUUCGUGGAAAUACACUGGCUUGUCAGACACCACGUCCAAUAUUCUUCAAUAUCAGAUUUUAGGUUUCCUCGUUGACAAUCCUCUGCAGCACCUUAUGAGCACGCGCAAUCGGCUAAUCGGAAAAUAUGGAGACGAGGACUCCCACGAUACAUCUAACAUCGAAUGUGUCACAGAUGAGCUUCAGGAUUCCAGGCCAGGUUUGUACAAGGAAGUUGAAACUGUCAAGAGACUGGGACAUCUUCUGCCACAGGAGCUCGAUAACAUUACUUUAAUAUACUCUGAAACCGCUCAUGACAUCUUGUGGAACACAAUAGACUACUUCGCCUACACAGUUAUACCUACUCCUGGCAGGGAUAAUCCAGGAUUUCAUCCUAUACACUGGCUUGCGUUAUUAGACAUUGUUGAUCUACCGCAUCAGCACGAUCAUUGCGGCAAAACAGAAGCACGAGAAAGUAAUAUGUGCACUCUUUACGACGUCCACUUUAUUGCCCUGCUAACUGCAAUUUCUGUGAGAAGAGAUACUCGACUCAAGGCGAAUUCUCGUCUAUGGUAUAGAAAUAACCCUGCUUGA